UGCGCAGCGAUCUUCGCCUCCUCCUCGCCGGACAACUUGCAGCGCGCGUCCCGGACGAGCCCAAGGGGAGCUGCUCCCGCCCGGUCACGAGUCGUCGCGGGGUCCCCGCGCUGCGCAGGCGAUUGGAGGUCCUCCCGCAGCUGCUGCUGCCGCUGUUGUCGGCGAGCGCCUAUUAAGGGGCCACACGCGUUGGUGGCGGCGCCGCUGCUGCUGUGGCCCUCCUCCUCCUCCCCCAGCUCACAGCAGCAUCAUCAUCAGCAGCAGCAGCAUCAUCAGCAGCAGUGUUGGUGCCAAGCGGUGGAGUCGAGUGCGGAGCGACCCCCCGACGUGCCCGGCUGGCCACGCAGGGCGCGGAGCAAAGUUGGACGCGCAGGCGGAGCAAGGCGAGGGGGACCUCUGAUGCCGGUGUCCGUGUUGGAUUCUGGUGUCUGACAUUCUCUCUCCGCUGCUGGCUUCGAGCCAUCGUGGUCGCCAGCGAUGGAUCUGCUGCUGCUGCUGCUGCUGCUGGGCUCCGCGUGGCUCUGCGCCGAGGCGGCUCCCGUCUCCGACGAGCCGUGCUCGUGGACGGGCAGCGGACUCUCCCAGAAUCCGCGCUCCGUCUCGCAGAUCUACCUGCGCUGCGCCCAGGGCUCCGUCGACUGGCUCUACCCGCAGGGAGCCCUGCAGAUCCAGCUGCCCGUGCCCCCGACGCCGCCUUCCCCAGCGGCGACGGCGCCGGCGACGCUGCCGGGCAACCCGGGUGCCGGCGAGGCGUCGCUGUGCGUGCGGGCGGCGCGAGGCUCCCGCGGCGCCAGCGUGUUCGCCGAGCAGCCCUGGGGUCUGGAGCUGCUGCUGGCAGAGGCGGAGGCCCCGGGGAGGGUGCGCUGCACGCCGCUGCCCCUGGGCCGGAUCUACGUGCAGGCGGCGCCGCAGACCGACAUCAGCCGCCACGUCGCACGCUUCCGCUUCGAGCUGCGCGCCGCCGGAGACACCAACGGCGUGGACGCCGGGCGCGACGAGUGCCGGCCCUGCACGGACGCCGAGAUCCUGCGGUCGGCUUGCAGCAGCGACUUUGUGAUCGGAGGCCACAUCCUGAGCGUGCACCCGGACCGCGACGCCGACGAGGCCGUCAUCGCCGUGCGGGUGGCGCGCGUUUACCGGCACCGGGGGGACGUUGACCACCGCCUCCGCCGCCUCCUCCUCCCCCCCCCCGCCGGGGAUCUCGGCGUCGGCAACGCGACCGGCGCCCAGGAGCCGCCGCCGCCGCUGCUGCUGGUGCGGACCCCGCUGCGCUGCGGGGCGCGAGCCGGCCGCGGCGAGUUCCUGCUCGCCGGCUCGCUGCACUUUGGCCGGCCGCGGCUCGACUGCGCGCCGCGCCUCCCCGACUUCCGACGAGCGUACGAGCGCGCCGCCGGCGCCGGCCCCUGCGAGAUCGACGUCGGCUAGGACCCGCGCCGCCGCCGCCGCCGUCGUAGCCCCCCUCCUCGCCCUCGUAAUCGUCCGCCCCGCGCGUGGGCUUCGGGUUUGUUGAGCGGCCGACCGGAGCGCCUCGCCCCCUCGUCUACUGCUGGGGAGUCGCCGCCAACGAGACGCUGCCCGCCCCCGAUGGACGCUGCCCGCGCGGAACCGUUGGGCGCUCGCGAGCCGCGGUGCGCGUGCCGCACAUGCCGCACGACGUGGCGAGCACUCGCCGACUCGCCGUACGGAGUUUGCCAUCGACGAAGUUCGCGAUGGGUUUUGCGUCUCCUGUGUGUAUAUAUCCGGGCUACGGCUCCAGCAGUAAACGUGAACGCUUCCCGCAAAGAGACAGCGCUUGUAGCGAUGAAGACAGAAUAACAGGAUUGUGCCAUUAAUGGGAAUGUGGAAUUUUCCGCGAUUGGCCAGGGACCAUCGGUGGACACAAGCGAGCAUCGCCCAACAUCCGAUUUUACUCGGAGCCUCUCGCUUUAUUUUGCAUUGUGUACAGUACGGUCAGCAUUGGGACUGCCAAUGCAACUUCCUUCGUGAACAAAAGCAACUCGCGUCUUCUUGGCAUUCAAUAAAAACGAGACUGCAAGCUGCUGCUACCGCCGCCGCCAAUUACGAUUGAGCCACAUGCGAUGAGCAUCGUGCAAACAACUCGGGCCAUGGAGAGGGCGCGCCCUGCACGACGGUUUGCGGUCAUCGCCAGCUCAGCCCCGAGGUGGAAAGUAGCUCAAAGGAGAGGGGCGAAUUCGUUGGAGGGCGGUGGGGGGGGGAGAGGGAGGCGGGGGGCCACCCACGGGAGUGGCUGUGGGGAGCGAUGGGGUUUUUAUAGCGCGCCGAGGGCUCCUAGAGAACGCGCUGUGCCCGUGCUCGCAGCUGACAUUUUUGAGCGAAUGGAAAAAAUCGGAAUCGAGCGACAGCUUUGCCGAGAAGAGCGCGGUGAUUAUUGUGUUUUGGCUAUUUUUUUUAUUUACAGGAGUGACCCGGGCUACGGCGUCUUAAAGUUUCGCAAAACCUGCUCGGCAACAUAAUGGAGCAAUGCAUAAAAAGAAAAAUGCCGUGAAAGCUUCAACAGCAUUAAUAACUGACAAACGAUAAAGGAGUUUAAUGGGGGAUUUGAAACAUAAAACUCAAUAAUUGGGCCACGAUUUUCAAUGGUCUGUCAAUCAAUGUGCGUUGGUGAAUGUUAAAAAUGUGGUACAACUCUUGAGAAUCGAGGCGGGACUUGUGUCACGAGUGCUGGUGGUGCAGACAAUGACGAUGAUGACAACGAUGAUAGUAAAACGUUGAGUAAUGAACGAGGUCGUAACAGUUCCCACCCCCCUCCUCCCCCCAGCAGUGAAUUUAAUUGCCCAGAUUCAGGGUCGCGGUUUGAUUCGAGAAUCAAUAAUGUGUUUAACAGCGUAAUGAACGUAGCCUUUCGAGUGACAGCAAGGGUCGCACGAGCUGAUCACACGCAAAAAAUAUUGAAUGCAAAAUACCCAACAUUAACAGGCACAGUUAUACGCAUGUAUAAUGACCAUAAGAAUCGAUUUUGAUCCAUGAAUUAAUGCGUCGUUGUGUGCCUAGUCGUGAUGACGAUGAAGAAUAGUGAUGAUGAAGGUGGUAGCGGUGAUGAUGUCGUAUGUAAAGCAGGACGUUACAUUAACAAGUCUUAAGAAUCAAGUAUCCAAAUAUUCAGCACAGGCAGCAGCAUCUAUCUUGGCUUCUACCUCAACAGCAUUGUGCCUCCCAGCCUCCUCCCCCUCACCUCCUCACCACCCCUCGCCUCGCUUACUUCCUGCCCAUGUCAUCUUUCACCAUUGUGUUUGUCUGCUGGACGUCUGUGAAAAAGAGCUUUAUAGUUCAUUGGAUUCUUCCAGUAUAAAUAUUCUCUGAACUCUUCCCAGCUCGAUCGAAGGAAGAAAAACCUCCUUCCCGCCAUCUGCCGCAUAUGUGUCACUGUGCCGGGCAUUCGUGUCAAUGAUGUCGUUUGGGCAUGAGCAAUUACUUAACUUUUUUGCGUAGGUGUCACUUCAGGAGACACGGUGCCACUCCUCUGAGGACGGAUUUCCCAAUUGUCUCCCAAUCCGCCGUGUCCCGAUGAUCACACAUUUCAACUGCAAUCCCUUACGAGCAUGUUAUUUCAUUCAGAACACUGCUUGUGCGCUGGCUGCUGGAUAUGAGUUCGACUUGGCGCUGCGGUGGCGAGAUGUUAACUACCUCGCCUGGUAUACAGUAGGUUGGGGGUUCGAUCCCGACCCUGACGCCUACUCAAUAUUUGGAGUUUGCAUGUUCUCCCCGUGUUUGCGUCCAUUUAUCUCUGGGGUCUUCUGGUUUUUCCCUCCACAUUUAGAAACAUGUGUUCUAUAGUAUUUGCCUGCUAGAAAUGUCCACGUGAUAAGCCACUUCAUUAGGCUAUCAUUUGUGGCCAGGUCGCUUCUGAAGAGCUGUAUAGCUCAGCGGGCCUUACCUGGUAAAAUAAAAAUAGUAAAAUAGUGAGUGAAUCCACGAGGUCUUGUGACACAUUUGUUGGUUCAUUAGGGGCAGUAAUUAAUCCACUUGAGCCGGACCAAAGGACACGAUGACAGGUCCCAUAAAUGUGUGUGGGUAUGAGAAGUGUGCGCAAACAGGUGUACUGCAUGUGCCUACUACAAAAAAAAACACAUCACUGUGAAAUUUCAGAGGUCAUGUCACCACUGACCCAAAGAAUCUGUUUGACUGUGUUUUCAGCAUAAUGGUCGGUACAUUGCUGAUGCAGGGGGCAAGUGCCAAAAGAGAGAUCCAGGGCCCCCAGGGAGUUGGGCCGGGGGGGGGGCUGUCUUUUUGUCCCCAGUGAAUGAGGGAGCCCCACGCGUAUUGAUAGACAUCGCAAUGUCGACGAUGGUGACGCCAAGCGCGAUGAUGUCAAAAGGACGUUUUGUAAUUCAGUAUUACCUGAAAACACUGAUGCCUGUGAGGGGCACUUUCUCACGUGGGAGAAGCUCACCUGGUGUGUAUAUAUGUGUGUGUACAUAUGUCAGUUUGCAAUUAUGCUCGGGAUGUUGCCACGGUGUGAUGGUCAGCACACUGGACUUGCAAUCCAGAGGUCGCCGGUUUGACCUCCCAAGCACGACGGUUGAAACAAUGGAGCCGUUUCUUAAUAUCCUCUUGCCUUUGUCCACCCAGCGAUGUCCAUAUGCACCACAGCUAGUCCAUCGGCAGGUUGCAUGUGCUGUAAAGUGUCGGUACUCCCAAGACGUCUGGCCAGCGUGAAAGAGUAGGCCAAAUACCCCGCCAGUGGAGGCCCUUUGAUGAGCAAUAAAAAUUGAAGGGCUGCAGAUUCA
This is a messenger RNA of Lethenteron reissneri (Far Eastern brook lamprey), 4748 nucleotides long. RefSeq names its product meteorin-like. Lineage: Eukaryota; Metazoa; Chordata; Hyperoartia; Petromyzontiformes; Petromyzontidae. Gene Ontology annotation, molecular function: hormone activity. The record is from RefSeq and is a predicted model, not a curated record.